This is a messenger RNA of Syngnathoides biaculeatus (alligator pipefish), 3605 nucleotides long. RefSeq names its product ring finger protein 44 (gene rnf44). The coding region runs from base 596 to 1918 and encodes 440 amino acids. The transcript has 11 exons. The record is from RefSeq and is a predicted model, not a curated record. NCBI's taxonomy places the organism in Eukaryota, Metazoa, Chordata, Actinopteri, Syngnathiformes, Syngnathidae.
CUCCACAGCCCCUCCUUGUUUUUGCUGCCGCUGUGCGCGAUGUUGUAAUGUUUACAUUGAGCCACGAACCUCCCCAGCCGUCACUUUGGUGUGGUUUAGCUCGACUUGCAUCCGGUAGACGAGGUUCAAAAAGUCUGCAGCGACCGCGUUCGACUCGAAACGCACACUAACGAAUAGCGACGCAAAUCAUGUUUCGCGAUGGAUGAUGUUGGAAAUAAUUCAUGUUGCGUUUGCAGGCGUACAAAGUACGUAGCUGGAACAUCGAAUCCGUACAGAAAUGCAGUCUGUUUGCUGUUCUAUCGUGCGAUUGCAAAAUUACAUAACUGGCUAGUCCUCAUAGGACACCAUGGCCUCCCUCCACUAUUCAGUCAUACUCGCUCACUUUGCCUUUAAGAGGACUCUUGCUCUGCGCGGGGGCUUCAACGCGAUUAUCAAUGAUUUCACUCUCGUGCUGCUGUGAUUGCAUGAAGCUGGGAAGGCAUCAAAAACUGUGUCGACACAACAUGGGUUAAGACAAUCGGAGGCGACAUACAAGUGCCUCCGCCACUGUGUAGUUUCGUUUCCCAGAGAGUGACUCGUCUGCACGACGUCACCAAUGCGACCAUGGGAAGUAGCAGUAAAUAGGCUGCCCCCAACAGCCCCCUUGAACCCGAGGAGGUUCCUUGGAGAGCCCUGUAACACCCCUGUGCAUCUCAGGAGAAGCCCACCAGUGAGGCGCCAGUGGGGGCUACGAGACAGGCCUUUGCUGCACUCUUCCCUGGUCCAGGAUGAGAAUCUCCAUCAUCUACUUUUCUCCCAGCAUCACCAACAGGUUCCUUUAGAUGAAUCCAGACAAUACAGCCCCACCAGCACACCCCCACGUAUGCUUCACUUUGCGGCCCACCUGCCUCAGCAGAACCCCAUCAUGGUGGAUUUACACGAGCAGAUGCCCCAGGGAUCUGUUCCAAUAUCAUACACUGUUACGACGGUGACGACCCACGGAUUUCCCAUCCACGCUGGGCAACCUCUGCCGGGGUGCAACACUCAGCAGCUCCCAGCAUGCUCGGUAAUGUUCAGUGGACAGCUCUCUCUACUCUGCUGCCUUCCUCCUCCUCUCAUACAGGCAUGUACAAUGCAGCACAUGCCGGUAUCUUACCAAGCCUUCCCGCCCCUGAUCUCCAGCGAACAUUUUGUAUUGCACCCAAACCCAUCUGUACCCCCCCACCAGCCGCCGCACCUUACUUCGAUGAGCCAAUUUGUCCCUUUACAGCCUCAGCAUCCACGCAUGCCUCUACAGAGAGUAGAGAAUGAAGUUGACCUUAGAGGGGACCAGCACCCGUUAGGUACCUUCUCUUACCCUCCCUCACAUCACCCACCAGCGCUGCCUCCAUCUCUGCCCAUACAGUACCUUCCUCAAGAGCCUCUGCAUCAGGAGCUUCCCUUUGGAGUGCCAUAUUCUCACAUGCUGCCACGGCGAGCAAGUGGACAGAGAUACCGGCUACAGCAGCCUCUUCCUCCACCCCCUCCUCCUCCAUCCUACUACCCAGGCUUCCUCCCUUACUUCCUCUCAAUGCUUCCUGUGCCUCCAACAGCAGUAGGCCCAGCCAUCAGUCUUGACCUUGAUGUGGAUGAUGUAGAAAUGGAGAACUAUGAGGCUUUACUGAAUUUGGCCGAGAGGUUGGGUGAAGCAAAACCACGCGGACUCAACAAGGCUGACAUCGAGCAACUUCCAUCCUACAGGUUCAGCUCAGAGAAUCAUCUAUCUGAGCAAACAUUGUGCGUUGUGUGCUUUAGUGACUUUGAGUGUAGGCAGCUACUUCGUGUAUUACCCUGCAAUCACGAAUUCCACGCCAAAUGUGUGGAUAAAUGGUUAAAGACCAAUCGCACUUGUCCCAUCUGCCGAGCCGACGCGUCGGACGUGCACCGGGAGGCCGAGUGAGAGCUGAAGUGGAAAAUGCUGCGCACAUGCCAGAGUUAGUCCGAAAGCUGUGGACACCUACCACUAACUACAGUUAACAAUCCACUUCCUAAAUAAUAAGCAGUCCGGGAUGGUUCCCGGAGCCUAUUGUACCUCUGCUGUGCUUCAUUUGUCACAAGUCUUGUGGGGAAAAAAAACAAAAACAAAACAAAACCCCCGCUAGCAGCCAGAAGGCGGGAGUGCUGGAAUCACCAGCUGGUUCUUUCUCUGGCCUUCCCCGUUCCUUGUUGCAGAUUCCAAAGAGUUUCCCUAUCCGUGCGCAUUGUUUGCUGCUUUUCUUUACAGGGUUGUAUUUGUUGAGAUAAGUGAGGUUCGUCACGGUGGUGGUCUUCGUGAGGGAAGGGAAGGAGUCAGGAACCUGGAGGAUGGAAGGCUGGACACAAUUAACAGAGACUAAUAAUAGGAUGUGUUGAGAAAGCACCAUAGAUGCAUGUUAGUGUUGGCUAAACGGGCUUCUUCUUAUAUCUGUUCUGCAAUACGCUAUUGAUCAUUUUGACAGUUUUGGGUCCACUUUCAAUUCAGCCUGAGCUUUGAGACUGCAAGUGAUGUGCAUCUGCCACACCAUCCUCUCCGAAACGCACAUGUAUCCAAAAAGGUGUCUUGGAUUCAUGGACGAUAUCAUUUCAAGGUCACCUAGCGUAACUGCACAAGUGCUACGUGUCUCCUCUGCGUGCGUGCGUUUCCUGUUCACGGAGCCGACGUGUUGUGUAACCACUGGAUACAGGGCGGCAUGCUUGGAUUUGCAUGAACUGUUGAUUCCGACUAGCAAUAUUUACAGCAAGCAUUACCACCAAAAUGAUCCAACUUAAGGGGUUGAGGGGGGUGGGGGGGGGGGUUCAUCUUAAAGGAGCGGCUCGCUUAUGUGGAAAGACGAGCAUUAAAACAGAUGCGCGUCGCCGCAGUCCGAACGGCGUGCUGGCGUCCUGUGCUGACAGCAAUAUGUCCGCAGCGCCAACUUUGAAUGGACUUGUAUCUUCCCGUUGAAGGAAGUCGUGGCUGUUAAUGUCUUGUUUGUUUGUGAGCCAAAUCCAGUACAUAAAUAUCGCCUACUUUUCCAGAUGUUAGACCUGCCUUCUUAUGACCUUGACAAGCACAAACCUAUCACUAAUCCUGACAAAUAACUGUGUCAUUUUCACCAUUUCUUAAAGGUUUAUUUAUUGCUUUGUAACCUUUGAGAGAAACUUAAGUUGAAGGAAAGCGUUUGGAGCACUAACAAUGUUUGCGUUUAGGUUGUGGUUACGUGGUCAUCAGCUUAAUGGCGGUGUUUCAAGGAAAGUAAAAAAAGAACAAGUGUAUUAAUAACUUGCGCGUGAAUGCUUUUUAGAUUUGAAGACAAGACGAAUGUCGUAGAAGUCACUGGUCACACUGCUCAGCACGCCGUCCAUCUUGCACCGCAAUGUGACCCGCACGGAGUUCAAAUGACGGAACGUGUUCAGUAGUGUACAAACACUGUUGGACUUCUCUUUUUCCUGCUUGUGUUGACACUUAAUGAAAAAAAAAGAAAGAAAAAAAAUUAGUAAGCACUAACGGGCAGUCGUAAGCGUUUGCUUUUACGUGUAAAGGGAUCUUGCCUUUUUCUUUACUUCAGUGUCUUAAGUGAAUGUGAGUCGUUGACGUGUGUGCCAUUAAAAAAAAAAAAAAAAAAAAA